Molecule: messenger RNA, 5535 nt
Organism: Lates calcarifer (barramundi perch)
Lineage: Eukaryota; Metazoa; Chordata; Actinopteri; Centropomidae
Gene: reep3b
Product: receptor accessory protein 3b
Exons: 8
Coding region: 298-1083 (261 amino acids)
Biological process (GO): endoplasmic reticulum tubular network organization
Cellular component (GO): cytoplasmic microtubule; endoplasmic reticulum tubular network; endoplasmic reticulum membrane
Molecular function (GO): microtubule binding
Source: RefSeq, a predicted model, not a curated record
AGCGCAAAGCAGAGAGGAGAGGAGGAAUCCUGGGCCGAAGUAGUGACUGCGACAGAACAUUGGGAGUCAUAUCGGAUAUAUUUCAUCGCAUAGCUAUGGUUACAAAGACAGAACAGUGAGAUCGGACGUUUUUCAGACAUGUGGGUUAGCUGAUGUUCAGUGAGAUACCAAUCUGGUCCUGGAUUCACCCAUCAAAGUUUUGGCUGAAGAAGUUCACAGCGGUACGGCUAGCCAUUAACGUUAUCUCCGGGACUGUCUGCACCGCUGACACAGCCCGACGCCACAAAAACAGAAAACAUGGUGUCCUGGAUUAUUUCGAGAAGCGUUGUGCUGGUGUUUGGGACCCUGUAUCCUGCAUACUACUCUUACAAAGCUGUCAAGACCAAAAAUGUCAAGGAAUACGUGCGGUGGAUGAUGUACUGGAUUGUUUUUGCCCUCUACACUGUGGUGGAGACCAUCACUGACCUCACACUGGCAUGGUUUCCUCUCUACUAUGAGCUGAAGAUAGCUUUUGUGAUCUGGCUGCUGUCCCCCUACACCAGAGGAGCAAGUCUCAUUUACAGGAAGUGUCUGCACCCUCUACUGUCCUCGAGAGAGAGGGAAAUAGAUGAGUAUAUUGUGCAGGCCAAAGAGAGAAGCUAUGAAACCAUGGUGAACUUUGGCAAGCAGGGCCUGAGCAUCGCAGCCACCGCCGCUGUCACUGCAGCUGUCAAGGGUCAGGGUGCCAUCACCGAGAAGCUGCGUAGCCUGAGUAUGCAUGACCUCACACAGAUAAGCCAGCAAGAUGAUGGAGGAAACCAGCUGUACCAGUAUAGCUCCCACUCAGCCAAUCCUGCCAUCAGGAGAUCUCAGAGCACUGAUGCUGCUGACGGAGCAGAGUACCUCUAUGACCAGGAGGAGAGGACAGAUGAGGAGGCAGAGCCGACCUUCUCUGAGGACGAGGCCGUCAGUCAGAAAGGACUGAGACGGUCGCAGAGUGUCAAGCUCGCACGGUCCAGAGUUCGCAAAGAUGCUCGUUAUGGAUCCCUGAAGAUUAAAGGCAAGAAGAGACCAGCUCUGAGCUCUGUUAACUAUGGAAUGUGAAAAGACUGCUGACACACACACACACGCACACACACACGUACACUCACAGCAGGUCAGUCUGCUGAUUGGUGGAUGGUAUUGUCAGCCUGUAUUCCAGCUCUUCUCAGUCUGACUUGUCAAUCUGCUGAACUCUUUAAUCUCUCAGAUGAUGAGCUCUCUGCUGACAUAUUUAUUACCUAAUUCAUCCAAAACCAGACACUCUUAAAGAGAUUUUACUCCCAGAGAACUCUUGUGUUUGUCUUUGGGAUGAUAAUGUACAGAAUAUUUUUUGCAUGGACUUAUGUUUGUUUCAUCUGUUUUUCAUUAGAAUGGUAGUGUUUAGGUGUGAUGUUAUAUAUCUGUGGUCUUUUAGAUCCAUCUGUCCUCUUUUUGUUUAAUUUCACAUGUUUGAGGUACCACUUUCUCAUAAGGCAUCCUCUAUGGAGCAGUCAUUAACCAUAACUAAUGACUUAAAUAGCAGUUAAGCUAUUAACUAAUGCUUUAUGGCACAGCUAUAAGCUGUUAAUAAGAACAACUUCUCAGUUGCCAGGUUUUGAAAAAUCUUUCUGGCUGAUGAUAAUCCUCAACAAGCUGUUAACACAACACAGGCAUGUUAUCACCUUUUAGCUCACAUUACACAUUGAUCCACUGAUAAUAUAAAAUAAUGAUUAAUUCUACUCCAUGUAACCAUUGAACAAAGAUAUAACACGUUCUUCCUCUUAGAAAUGAAAAGUUGAAUUCAUAAGCAAUAAAACAAACCUUGGCUCGUUUUCUCUCCUCAGGGCUUUUACAGCUGGUCUUACUUGUUCUAUUACAAUCACUUAACAAAUUUUAGAUAGAUAAGGCUGACAUUACUGAGUCAGAUUUCUAACUAGUAACUUCUAAUGGUAUGCUACAUUUUAGUGCACAACACAUUUGAGACAGAAUUUGAGAAACAUUUUAAUUCUUUUAUCACACUUACAUUAACUGUAGGUGUCACUUUCUGGCUGCUGUUAAUCAAAAUACACACAGUUCAAAAUGCACCACAAGUACAAUUAAAUAGUCACUGCGUGCAACAUGAAGCAGUUUCUUGUAGUGGCAAACUGAUGCAGAGUUAUCACCUGUUUCCACAGUUGCUCUCAGCUCUACAGUUUUUCAGCAUCUUUUAGCUCAUGGUUUUUGUUUUAACAGGCGGGACUUUACUGUCUUGGUUUCAGGAAGCUGUUUUCACAGAAAAAGCUCUGACAGAGUCACUGUCCACUCAGCAGAAAACAGCAGACAAACACAGUCAGAGACAAGCUGCUGAGGAAAGCAGAAUAUUGAAUAUUUCAUGAGCUUUAAAGGCUUACCAACUAUUUUAGCAGCAAACGUCACAACAAGCCAAAAAUAUUUUUAACUACCUGGCAUUCCAACAGUUGUUUUUAUUAUUGGUUUAUAAAUGACCUACAAAGCAUUAUGAAAUGAUUUUUAUUAUCCAUAGAGGGAGAUGUCAGUUUCAGCUUUAAUCCCCUUUAUGAAGCAUACCUUUUUAAAAGUGGGACAGUUUUGCUUCUGCUGCCUUUCAGGUAUUUUAUCAAUGAGGAGCUUGUUCCUCUGGAAGCACUAGUGUUGGAGUUUGUUAACUUCUGUAUGGCUCAUUAUAUAAAUGGAGACUAUUUUUACUUUGGUUGACACAUUUAGGCUCAGGCACAUGCAACAUUCCCUGUCACAGUGGUGACAACAUGAAUCACAGCAGGAUAACAGCAGUCCGAACUUGAACUUUUGAACUUUAAGAGAGAAGUGAAACACAGUGUGUGAAACACAACAGAUGAACACUAUCCCUUACUGCUACUAAGAAAGGCAGUGAACACCAAUGAAGAGGAGGAAAGGGAAAAGAAAGCCAAAUGAAUGAAACAAAGUGAUUCUUUCAGGUUUCUAUCAGAGACUUUACGUUUUUCUGAAGGCUCAGAACUCCCACUCAUGAUUUCUUAUUUUCCUGCUUUUUACUUGUGUAUUUUUAUGUCUGUGUGUCCUGAUCACACCCUUGGUUGUAAAUUUCUAGCUGUAUUAGCUGAAAAUUAGCUUUUUGAAUGUUAUUACUUUUGUAACCACCUUUUUUGCACAUAUACCUCCUUCCAAAUCUUUUUUUAAAUCAGUGCUAUUAUUGCUUGUCAUCUCAUUUUAUUAUGUUGUUUGCUGUGGGAGGAUGCAGCACAGAAUGAGCUUAACAAUUCUUGAUGAUGGGUGCGAAUACUAACAGCAUCUCAUUGCAUUUUAAAGUUUGACUUGUUUUUGUCUUCUAGUAGUGCAAUCAGUGCUCCACUGCUAACAAACAGUAAAGCAUUCAUUCAUCAGUUGCUGUGUGGUGGAGAGAUAGAGGAGGCAGUUUAUAUUGUUUCUCUGGCAGAAACAUUGUCCUUCUGAUCUGUCACUGUGUGUUUGAUUUGAAAUUCAACCGCAGUAGCAAUUUGAACUAAUACGAUUUGCAAACCGCAAAGACUGCAAUUAUUUUUACAGCAGAGAGUCAGUGGACACAUCGUUACACUUUUUUUAGCUGCCUCACAGUUCACACACAGAGCACUGCAGGAGCAACAGAGUGACAGGCUGUAAAUCUUUACAACCACAUCUGGUCUUACAUGACCAAACCACAAAACUAACUGUGGAGUUAGAUACUUGAUGAAAACAGAGGGCAGAGCAACACCGCGAUGCAGGCAGUGUGAGUCACUCUGACUCUCUCCACUCCAGUAUCAUGUUCUACCUGCUGAGAGCUGUAUGCUAGUCCCAAGAACGGACACAGCUAAAACUGAAAUUACCGGUGAUGUAACAAGUUAAAAGCAGCUGACAGUGUCAAGAGGCCGGCAAGGGAGUGUUGUAGCGGCGGCCCGCCACAGGAACAUUGCUGCCACUGAUAUUUAAAGUUGCAAAAUACCCGGUAGAGGUGAGAAGGAGAGAGGAGGAAGAGAAAAUGAGAGAAAAUUCUAGAAUGAACUAGCUAACAUUAAGUUCAGAUUUGUAUUUGUAUUCUGUAUUUUCUACUGGGACAAAUAAACUCCCAUAGAGUUUUAAUCAGCUGUGUCUGUCUCUACCCGCUCUCUGUGUGCCUGUCAGUCUCAAGUGACAAGUGAAUGUAGUGCUACUGUUUGUUCUGUGAGAAUUAUUCUAUGGUUCAUUAUGUGUUUGUUUUGUUAGAAUAAAUACAUUUUGGAUUUGUAUAUUUUCAUCCUCAUCCUUGGAUUAGUUCACAGAGCUGUUAAUAUUUCAAUGAUCUGUUAAAUGGUAAUGCUCCAUCACAUGUAUUACAUGUGUAUAGUGAAUCCUGGACUCCAAAGUUAUACCACAAAUCAAAUCGCAGUUGCAUCAUUGCAAUAUAAUAUUUUGAUUCAGCACUACGUCUGGUCCAGAGUAGAGAGACUUCUGUUGAUUUAUUUGUGUUCAUGGAAACUCCAGAACUGACAUAGACGGGUGACAAAUUAAAGGGAAACCCUGAACUGAGUGGCAUCUUCCAGGAUAACAGUGUCUGUUUGGAAAGUUAAAGAACGAGGACUGGAUUUUAUCCUCCAUCACUUGUAUUGAAAUCACUGCAGGAAGGGAUCUUUGUACAGCCAGUUUGGAGAAGAGGAACAAUUACAGCAACCAGUAACUUUCAAUGUACAUAUGGACAUGUGACUGCUGUGGUCAGCAGGGCUGUCACUUUUUUUUUUAUCUGAAAUUCAAACUCUGGCUCAAAUGUGACAAUUACAAAAAUGAAUUGUCUGAAUUGUACUUCAAACUUUAUAGUUUGUAAACACAAGUCCUUUAAAGUAGUUUGUAUUGUUAAAAUCCACCAUCAUUCUGACCUAUUGCUGCCCUACUGCCUUAGAAAAGGAAGCCAAUAAAUAAAUGAAUGGAGGAGACUAAGGGAUAGGAUAGGAGAGGAUAAUUAUAACACCAAAGCAUCUGAGAAGCAGUGUGUGGAAUAUUUUGGAUUCAGCCGUUGUUUUAAGAGUUUUAGUUUAAGCACAAAUGAUGUUUCAUGCAUCUGCACAGCUGCAGACUGUGGAGACUCAUGGUGAAACAACACCUUUCUAAAGCUGUCAUUAUACUAUACUUCUCACUUGCACCUAUGCAAACCCGUAGUGGAGUAUAUCAGGGCCUUAUGACCCUGUUGGCUAUUGCUUUCAUGUGUCACUCAUUUGUAUUUCUGGGACAGCCUCUGAAUCCCUCCCUCCUCCAUGAGUAGCUCUGUUAAGAACAAAGUAUUAUAUGGUAUGUCCCAAUAAUUGUCCUCUUUAUGAGGCUUUAUGGACAGGAUGCCAUAGUCCUGUUUGGUUUUUACUGGGGUGCAACAACAAGCCAAACUUGCUCAUGUCAUGAUGUCCAUUUAAUGCUCAGAACUGACUAAUGAUACCAAAACAUCAUUUACUCACCCAGAGCUGUGUGGCUGGGUUGUUUUGGUCUUUGUAUGUAAAAUGUCUGGUGUGUGGACUGCUGGAUUGUAAAUGCAGUAAAAUAAAGGUUGUCUGAUGGGCAACAAAA